Molecule: messenger RNA, 1074 nt
Organism: Trypanosoma rangeli
Lineage: Eukaryota; Euglenozoa; Kinetoplastea; Trypanosomatida; Trypanosomatidae
Product: ankyrin
Exons: 1
Coding region: 1-1074 (357 amino acids)
Molecular function (GO): protein binding
Source: RefSeq, a predicted model, not a curated record
AUGACUUCCUUUCCAAGGCUACCAAGGCUCAGAGUAGAUGACGAGAACAUGGAGAAGAUCCAUUGUGGGGCACGGAGGGGGCAGACGGAAGAGGUAAAACGUCUCGUGGAACUGGGCGUUGAUCCGGCGAUCCCCAACAGGUUUGGCUGCACCGCGCUGCACUUGGCCUGCAAGUUCGGACAAGUGGAAGCCGCAAAAUACCUCGCCUCAAUCUGUGAUGUGCACGGUGCGUGGCAUGGGCAGAAGCCACUGCACCUCGCCGUCCUUGCGAAUAAGGAGGAGCUUGUGGAGGCUCUCGUGGCAGGGGCGAAGGAGCGCGGUCGGAAUGUGGAGAUUAUGUUAAAUGAAUGUGACGACUCCGCCAUGGAUGAGAUUGGGGAGCACCACAUUCAUACGGACGGCCAGACCGCGCUGCACUGGUGCGUGGCGUUGGGUGAGGACUACUUGUCCAUGCUGAAGUUGCUUAUCAAACUGGGUGCCUCCCCCACGACAAAGAACAAGGAAAACGUGACGAGUAUGAUGUAUGCUAUAAGGUUUGGAAACGAGGCCGCAAUGGAGGCCAUGCUGGCGGGUGUGAAAACGCAACAACUGCGACUUGACUAUCAGGACAAGGAAGGUAGGACACACCUGCAUUAUGCUAUUCUGUACAACCGUCAAGAUUACGCCAUGCGGUUCAUUGAGAUGGGGCAUGAUCCGCAAAUUGAGGAUGACAAGCAUGACACGCCACUCUUCCUUGCGCUUCGUGCAACCAUGCCGGAGCUUUUGACGUACCUUCUGCAGAAUGUGGAUCAGUUUUCGGUGCAACAAGCCCCUUUUCACAAUGGUUCCGUAGUGAUGCCGGAACGCAUUGAGUGGUUGAGCUUUGCGACUGACGAGCAGGCCCGGGUGGAGUGCAUCCGCUUAUUCCAGAAGCGCCUAGAUGAGGUGAGCUUACGACCAGAGGAGGCUGAAAAGAAGAAGGCGAAGCCGACUGCGAAGCGGAUGAAGUUGGCGCCCUCCGCCCCUAUUCGAAGUCGCAGCAUUGGAAAUUCCACAGCGAUACGCAGUAGAAGCAUUGGCAACCGUAAUAAGUGA